CAUUACUGCUGUUUCUUUUCCAUGCAUAAACACUCUGUUUGGACGCCUACAAUUGCUCAUAUAUAGCGAUUCAAAAAAGGGAAAAAUUGUUAAGUCUUCUAUUCAAGGAUGUUACAAUUUACCUGUCUGCUCUCCAACCACUUUAGCUAUUAAGGUAUUCAAAUUCAAUUGCCUUCGCUUGUUUUACACAGUCGAUGUUAGUGGGUGCCUGAAAUUCCGAUGGAGAAGAGUGACCUUUUUCAACUAAUAAAUAUUAGCCAAUCAAGGGCCGCAAACAAAAAGAUAACAAGCUAAUUUUAAUGCUCGAGGUUAGAGAAAGCUCUACUUCUCAAUCUUGUCAGUUCCUAUUUACAAUUAAAGAUUCCACAGCAACAUGAGGAGUCUUAAUGCAAUUCUCCUCGUCGUAGUUCAAUUCAUUCUGUUUGCUACCAUAACAUCAGCACAAGCGAGUCCCAAAAAAAAUGACAUUAUCUCACUUUCAGAAAAGGGUAACGGUCUUAUUAGUUUGAAUUCAAACACUUACGACAGAUUCACCGAAGGAAAGCGUGAUUAUGGCCUUGUUGUUGUGUUGACAGCUCUCGGCUCUCAAUUCAAAUGUGUUCCUUGCCGUGAGUUUGACCCUGAAUUUGAGCUGGUUGCCAAGAGUUUACAGAAAAAUAAACAGAAGAAUGAACUAUUUAUGGGCCGUUUGGAUUUUAUGGAUGGUCAACAAGUUUUUCAACGGCUACAAAUAAUGUCAGCACCCAAUGUCCUUUAUUUUCCUCCUCAAAAGGCAGGCGAACAUAAAGACUUCAUUCGAUACGAUUUAAACCAGCAUGGGUUCUCUGCUGAAAAGUUAGCUGAGUUCCUUACAAAUGAAACUGGUAUCAAAGUUAGCGUUAGCCGUCCUAUGGAUUAUAUGAAACUCGCCGUCAAGACUUUUCUCUGUAUCGGUGCAGCAGCAAUCCUUAAAUUGAUUUAUCGUCACUUUGGCUUCAUAUUCUAUCAUAGAAACACAUGGGCUGUUAUUUCUAUUGCAAUUGUAUUGACAAUGACGUCAGGUUAUAUGUGGAAUCGUAUUCGUUCGCCACCAUAUAUUAUGCCUGGUAGAAAUGGAGAUAUUAGUUAUGUAGCAGCUGGCUUCUCUAACCAACUUGGUAUUGAAUCUCAAAUUGUAACUGGUAUCUAUGGUAUCCUCGCCUUUUGUAUUUUCGCAUUGAUCAAAACUGUCCCUAAAUUUGAAAAUCAAACCCGUCAAAGAUUCGGUGUUUACAUAUGGAUGGCAUGCUUUAUUUUUGUUUUCAGCGCCUUAUUUUCUUUCUUCAAAAUCAAGAACGGAGGAUAUCCUUUCAAACUUCUUAUUUAGAUGAAGCAAGCCUGUAUACCAGCGACAUACGUGCAUUUUAUAAAAAGAAGAAAAGCAAAAAAUCUAUAUAAUAUAACAGAAGGAUACAAUUUGAUAUUCU
This is a messenger RNA of Mycotypha africana, 1445 nucleotides long. RefSeq lists its product as uncharacterized. Lineage: Eukaryota; Fungi; Mucoromycota; Mucoromycetes; Mucorales; Mycotyphaceae. The transcript is spliced from 6 exons. Gene Ontology annotation, cellular component: oligosaccharyltransferase complex. The record is from RefSeq and is a predicted model, not a curated record. Bases 374 to 1345 code for a protein of 323 amino acids.